This is a messenger RNA of Pelobates cultripes (western spadefoot toad), 33669 nucleotides long. NCBI's taxonomy places the organism in Eukaryota, Metazoa, Chordata, Amphibia, Anura, Pelobatidae. The record is from the annotation of a GenBank genome assembly.
CUUAGUAGGCGCGCACGCGCACUGAUGCUUAUAUCCAUUCGGCAGGGUGGCAGAUGGUUCUGCGCAUGACUACACGUGUAUCGCCUGCUGCUGAACCUUGCUGUGCAGGAGGCCUGGGUCCGGGGAUUGCGGCAGCAUUCGGACAUGUUACCUUUCUCUUUACGGCGCUUGGCCCAGGUAAGACGUGCACACCCAUCCUUCCUAUUGACAGGGGCUGCAUGCUGGCUCAGGAACUGACUGCCAUGACCGGUGCGGGGGGCUACAGCUGUCCUGUGUAUGGAAGCAUGUCAGAUAGCAUCUGAAAGCCCCUCUCUCUAUUACCAGUGUGCCCUGAUAGUUCGAUAAAUGCAUUAUUUAUUUUCACACAUGUGACACACACACACACACACACAUACAUAUUUUUAUUUAUUAUUAUUUUAUUAUAUAUUUCAUUAUUUGCCUAAGUGUGCUUUCAGGGUUAAGCUUGCUGAAAUUCUUUCAGAUCUGGUGAGUUUGCAUGUGACUUGUUAAUAAGAAAUCUGUGAUCUAACUACAUUUUAGUAUUGAGGUUUUUUUUUGUUAAUUUGCUGAGUUUCUUGCAGACAAAUUAACCUUACUAUGUGCAGGCCUGGAGUGGCCAUGUGGCUUAGAUAACAGUAUUUUAUUAUUUUUUUUUUUUUUUUUUCUUGUUUAACAAUCAAAAUCCAUAUCUUCUUUGAACCUGUGGAUAUUAGACUAGUUUUAUUGGUGCCAUCUGCACUCAAACUUGCUAUGUUAGGAUGUUUGAAUAGUUUUUGCAAUUCUAACCUUUCAGCAUACUGAUGCAGGAUUCCAUAAUACAUUAGCAAAAUGUGCAGGUACAUUGUGUACCUUUUAGUAAAAGUUAUUUCUUUUUGCGUUCAUGUGUAUAAUUAAAACUUGAGUACAGAAUCACUUGCAGAAAAUGAAACCCUACUUUAUAUUCUACACUGGUUUUCCAUUUCUAAAGAACCAUCUCCAUAGAAACCAGAGGAAUGAUGGACUGGCCUACUUAGUUUCACUUUUAAAGUUUGCAACAGUUCCUCUUUAUAAAUGGACUCUGCGGUUACUAAUGCAUAUUCUUACAGCUUACCCUGUCUAUAACGUUAUCACUGCCUGCCCUUUUCAUGGUGCCAAAUUUUAAAUGUUGUUCUAUUGUUUUUCUUCAAACCAAUGACCCGGCAUCAUUCUAUAGUGUGAUUUCUCAUUUUCCUUGUUGAGUUGAUUAUUGUUAUUGCCAUUUAUAUAGUGCCAACAGAUUCCGUAGUGCUUUACAUUUAUAAGAAGGGGGAAUUUAGCUAUAAAUAGGACAAUUACAAGAAAACUUACAGGAACGAUGGGUUGAAGGGGACCCUGCUCAAACAAGCUUAGUCUAUAGGAGGUGGGUUAUAAAACACAUUAGGACAGAAAAUAGCAAUCAAAUAAGGUGGGAGUGAAGCAGAGCUGGAGGAGAGAGUAGAGUGCUGCCCUUUAGGAGAGAUCAACAAACAGGUAUAUAAGGUAGAGGUUACUUUGGGAGGCCAUAAGCUUCCCUAAAAAGAUGGGUUUUAAGGCAUUUCUUAAACAAUUGAAGACUAGGGCAGAGUCUGAUGGCGGUAGGCAGGCUGUUCCAUGGGAAGGGAAGUUGAUCCGUGGUAAUAUGUUAAGGCCUUUGUGGUUUCUUUGCAACGUGAAAUAAUUGUAAUCUGUUUAAGUCACGGUACUAUCCUUUGCUUCGCCACUACUAUAGGGUUUUGUUCAUUGAUAAUGUUGUGAGUUGCAGAUUUUUCUCAUUCUUUUAAAAAAAAUUUUUUUUAAUCAUAAGAGAUUUUAGUAGAGGUAAAAAAAUAUCAUAUUUUAUCUCCCUGUAACGUUAAAAGUAUUUUUUAAUUUAACGGGGAUUUCAUGUACAUGCACACAUCUUGCCUGUUUGGGUUUCAAGACAGCAUGCGGCAAUAUAAGGGUUAAUAAUAAACCCAAGAUCAGUGCUAUGUAGAAUAGAUUUGGUAUAUAGCGUUUUAUGCUCAAGUAAGCGUCUGGAAAUUGGCCCAUUAUUAUCUUUACAGAGACAUGCUAUGCUCUGCUUAUUUUAUAGUGCAAUUUUGUAUUCUUACUACCUUGCAGCUGUGUGUGCGCGUGUGUGUCUGCACACCGCUUGCUUAAAUGUCAUUUUGCAGCCACAGAUGGGUAGCCGCAGUUGAAAACUGUAUUGUGUGUAUGUUUGUGUUUUUUCCUAUUAACUUGAGUCAGUGGACCUUGAUUGUAAGUAGAUGGCAACAGAAUGGGACGGGGGAGAUAAACUGACAUUGCACCAAUCCGGUCAGCUGAACAAGUAAACACUCAAGCAUUGCAAUUAUUAUUCUACCUUGGACUUGAACCCUUUUUGAAACAAAUGAGAACAUUUGUUUACAUUUAGAGAUCAAUUCUGUCAAUAGCCUCUGCUUGUCCUGUGGAUAUAACAUACCUUUUAUGAUACAGGGCGGCGUACUAAGGACUUCCAAUAGUGCAGAGACUUUAACUUUCUGUGCAUAUAUAAAACAGCAGUUGGCAAUUUUUAUAUCAGAAAUCACAGACCAUUUCUCUUUUUUUUUUUUAUUAGGGAUAAGCAACAAGUGGAACGGUCUUUCUUUGCCUGUCUCCACAGUUUUAAAGCUGUACAACAGCUGCUGGAGUGGGGCUACUUUUUGUGCACCCCAGUGUAUAAGAACCCCUAUUGUUGCGGAUGGAAUUUCAUGGUGGUUGUGAUCAUGUCUUGUCAAGCCCUUGUCAUGAAGGGUUUAGUUGAUGUGCACUCUUAAAAAAUCUUACUAGUCUUUUGUUAGAAUUUAGUUAUUCCUUGCUAUAAAGGUUUUAAUUUUUUUUUCUUCUUCACUGUUGGGAUCCUGCCAUUAAAAUGAUAUUUUUUUUUUUUCCCUUUGAAAACUGGCAUUUGCUGAUGACGUAAAUGAUGAACCUGGUUAAUUUUUCUUUUGUGACAGCGUGGUUUGCAUUAAAUGUGUACUGAGCAAUAUCCAGCUUUAUAGCUUACCUACAUUAUGUGUGUUUUUUUUUUUCUUUCAAAUAGAUGAUAGGUUUCAAAAAAGAGAGCCAUUUAUCGGCUAUGAAGCAAUAUUUUUGAUAUUCUGCCUAAUUGCAUGAUAAUUUAGAGAAUUAGAUUUUGUGAGGGGGAGGUCAUGCUGUAGCAGAAUGUAUACCCUUUCAUUGCUGCUGGGGGAUGAUGCAAUUUUAAAACGGAUUUCGUAAUUUCAUUCAUGCUCAUACUUUCCUAUAGGUGGAAGUGACUGGCUCAUGCUUAAACUUGCAGUUAUAAGAAAAAAAUAUAUAUAUAUAUUUAUUUAUUUUUUUACUUUGUAGUGUGAAAAAAAAGAAGAAAACUUUGCCUGGUUCUGUUUGCACAAUUUCAUUGGCAAAUGAUCCUUAAUUGGGUUUAGCAUUGUACACUCUAGUAAAUGGGCACAUUUAAUGUAACUUAUGUUUUCUAUAGAUACAGAUUUUAGCUACUGUUACUUUUUCAUUAUAAAACUAGUCUCAUUUUAUUUAUUUUUGUGUGUGACAUGGGAUCUGACAUGGUGGCCCAAGGCAUUUGUUUGAUUAAACAGGGGAAAUAGAAUACAUAAAAACCUUUUUAGUUAGAGAUUUGAUGUCUGUUUUGUGUUAAGUGUCCAAUGGUGCUUGGCCAGCUUAAUAGAAAUGUAGUUCACAGCAGCUGGAGUUUGCAAACACUGAGUGAUGCAGCAAAAUUCCUUCUGGCACUUUUUGUUUUCGUUUGCUUGCCCUUUCUACACUUGCUCUUGCGCAAAUCAGUACGUGUGUGUCUGUUUAUUAUUUAGAACACUGUUCUCCAAACUCCAGCUUUCAAGAUGCUGCUGAACUAUUAUUUCCAUGAUUCUUUGAAUUAAAUAUAUAGCUAGAGAAUCAUGGGAGUUGUAGGUAAGCAACAUCUGGAGGACAAGAGUUUCACAAGAGCCCUGAUUUAGUACAUAGAAGAGCUAAUGUUACAACUCCUAGAAAGUUAAUAUUGGUGGUAUUAUUAUUAUUAUUAUUAUUAUUAUUAUUAUUAUUAUUUUGUCUGCAGUAGCGUUCUGUGUGCAUACUGGUUUCAUGUAAUGCAAUAUUGGAAAAAUCUUUUUGUAUAUUGUCAAGUUUAGAUCUGUGGGAAAUAGUGGAUAUUUUACUUAAAAUGCAAAUCCUUGAUCUUGGUGCUGUACUUCUUGUGCACAUAUUUUUAGAACAUAAAAUAGGCAUGGGUAACUUUAUAGUUGUGCAUGUGGUUAGUGUUUUCUUCUUUAGGAUCUCCAUGUCUAUUGAUUUCAAACUAUGUCAUUGCGUUCAGUACAUCAUAUGACUGACUAACUAGUAAUGGAUGAAGUUUAAUACUAGAGCUUUUGUUGACUGCUUUUCCCGCUACUUUGACUCAUCAUGUGACUUUUAAUAUCAUGUUAGAUUAGUGGACUGCAAGUGAUUUAAAAAAAAAAAAAAAUCAGACAUCACAGUUCUAGUCAUUGUUGGUUUUUAUCUUCUUCAUGCAUAAAAAAAUAAAUAAAAAUAAACAUUCUGUCUGAAGUCCAAGGUGAAGAUAAUCUGAUAAAUUUUUACCUGAUCCGGUCAGCCUCUUCGGAGACUCAGCCAUGUUCGGGCCCAGCACACAAAGACUUUAUCUCAGGCUGGAAACCAUUCAUGGACUGGACAGGAAAGUCUUGCAGAAGGUGACCCUGAAAUGUGGGAUCUCGUACAGAAAGAGAAAGAUCGGCAAUGCCGUGGGCUGGAGAUGAUUGCCUCCGAGGUAUGUGAAAAAUUGCUACUUUAUCACUUCUACAAUAUAUUUACAUUCUGCAUAAUUUCUACUUUGUGCUAACCAAAGGUGGUUUGAAAUGUAUAAACAAAAAUAACCAUGUUUGGUUUUACGAUUGUAUCUUUAUUUUAGAAUAGAGGUAGAACAAUAUUUGUAAUAGCCAAAAUGGAAUAUAAGCAUCCUUCUCACAAUAUGUAUUAUGGAGCUGCACUCAAGACAUUUAAUGUCACAUAGCACUUUUUAGGUAUCUGCUCACCACCACGGCAUCGGCCAUUUUGGAGGAUGCAGAAGCAAUUUUUAUGCAAGUAGAUAUUUCACCAAAAUAAUUAUUGGUGCAAGCACAAUAUAUGGAUUAGUCAUCCACACAUCUGCUGUACUGCUCAAAUAGCAGCACUGUUUUUAUUCUGUUCUCUUUUAUAACACCAUCCAAGUGUUAUGGAAACAUAAUUUUAACAUCCACCCUCUCCCUUUGUUCCUAUGUUAUGUGUUGUUACCUGUGUCUUGGCAAGAUGGCAUCACCAUUUUUAUAUUUUCCUAGAACUUCUGUAGCCGGGCAGCCCUGGAAGCCCUUGGUUCCUGUCUCAACAACAAGUAUUCUGAGGGAUACCCAGGAAAGAGGUAAGAGAUGUGCAGAAUAAUUACCUGAAAUGUCAAAAUUGACAUGCACUCUUUACAGUUCUAAAUGGUUUGCCAUUUUAACUUGUGCAAUUAGUGCAAAUGAGGUCAUGUAAAUAAAAGUACUCCUUAAAUAAAGGAGAAUGGAAGUCCGGAUGUAACUAGGUGUGUGUGUGUGUGUGUGUAUGUAUGUAUAUAUUAAUUUUUCUAUCUAUCUCAUAAUUUUGUUUUAUUUUUAUUUUUUUCUCCUUUUAAAGUUGCAUCAGUAUUUGGCAUGUAUUUCACUUAUAACGUUUAAUUUAAAUUGACCUUCUUAAAGAUGGUCUGACCGUUUGUCCUAGACCAUUUUUCAUUCCUUCACUCACAUAAAAAAAAAAACCCUCCUUAAUGUAUUUAUUGGGGAGAACAGUACAGUACACAUUGCUUCCAUGUCCAUUUACAGUAUCUUUCCAUUGUGCUCUGUGCUUGUUCAAACAUCUGCAUAGAAAAUGCUGUAUAAGAACAUAAACUGACGAGCACACAAAACCAGGGGUUGAUGAAGUCCAUUUUCAUCUUGUGCUGGAACUAAAGUAAAUGAUUGAAUUGUAAAAGGGUUGGGUUUUUUUUUUUUUUGCUUUUGGUAUCCCACAGACUUUUAAUCCAAACUACAGUUUGUUCCUCUUCCAUAAUUUUUCUUAUGACACUGUAUUAAUUGGCUUGGUAAAUAAUGACCUAUUUGAUACUCCUAUUAUCCUAAUAAUUUUUUUUUUCUGUGUAAUGUUUUCCCUUUAAAGGUAUUAUGGUGGAGCUGAAGUUGUUGACCAGAUAGAGUUGCUCUGCCAGCAGAGAGCACUGGAUGCCUUCAAUCUGGACCCAGAAAAAUGGGGAGUGAAUGUACAGCCUUAUUCUGGUUCCCCAGCUAACUUUGCAGCAUACACCGCUCUCCUUCAGCCACAUGAUCGCCUCAUGGGACUUGAUCUUCCUGAUGGAGGACAGUAAGUAUGCAUAGAGACUAUAUAUCUUGAAGAUACUGACCAUCUAUGCAUCUUCAAUGAAUUCAUUAUACAGAUACUGCAUUAAAAUGAUACAAAAAACACUUCAUAUUCAGAACUCCCAUUCAAAAUCUUUCUGUUCUCUGGGGUCUGAUCCUACCCCAUAACCUCCUCUACAGCAGGGGUUUAUGUGAUGAGUAGUUACAUGUUGAAUGGAAAUUUUCUGACAAUUUAUAGCCGUCAUACCACAACUGUUAUCCGGUUACAUCUAGCUAACUGUUUUUUGUGCAGUUAUCAAUGGGAGGCGAGAGCUCAUCCAGUUUGUGUAAAGGAUGAACACAAUUAACACAGCAGUAGUAAGUUUUCCAAAUUGCUGCAACUCUAAACCACCAUCAGAGCUGAUUGCAAUUGCAGGCUUUAAUACAAAACUGGGUAUAGUGAUAACGUGGCAACCACACAAGUUCUUAAAUUGAUAAAGACACAUGGUGUGGUUGAAACGUUCUCACUCUGUAUCCCAUUUUGUAUAAAAAGCGUGCAUUUUCCAUCUGAGGUGCUCUGAUCCUGUAUUUGAACAUUUUUAUGCUCAUCAUGAUUUAGAAAGCAAUUCUUGGUUAAAUAUAGAUUGCUUUCUUUUUUUUUGUCAUUCAAGGUUUUUAUUAAGGUCAUUCAAUAGUUACAGAUGGGGUGUGAUCAUGUACGUGUCAGAGUACAGUGUUAUGUAGUUCAGCAUGGUAUACAGUUUGAGAGUGUACGAUACAUGCAUGGUGCAUUUCACGUCUAACAUUGUUUGCUAAGAGAAGCUUUUCCAGUUGGUAAGAUAUUUAUGUGGUUACGUUACUUUGUAGGGGUAUGUUGUGGUUCGCAACACUUGGGUCCAGUGAGGUUGGCCUUUCACUGGGGUUUCGAAUAGGAAGCCCUAGGCCUAGUGUUUAGGGGUAAGGAAGGGGGACCUGUGGGCGGCAGGGGGGUGCAUAUGUUGGUUGUGCAAUUACUUGUCUCUGCGUUGUUUCGUCCCUGGCAGGCUGUGUGUGGCCAGAGCCGCCAGGAGGAGGGCGGGAAGAUAAUAAUGAAGGAUAGGGGUAAGGAGGGAUGGAUGGGUUCAGGGUAAGCAGUGUGGAGGGUUAGGGGAGGAGGUCCAGGCCCCAUCCCAGCUCCCCCUGCCUCCGGCCAGGGUGGAGGUGAGCUAGUGGUACCAGGUAUUGUGAUAUCUCUGUAUACGUCCCUCCGCCGAGAGGAUGAGCUCCUUAAUGCGUCUGAUGUCAUCCACUCCAUCAGCGUCGGGUCCGUGGGUCUUUUCCAAUGUCCCGGAAUUAUUAUUUUUUUUUAAUUUGUUCACAGUGAUUGUGGUCAGUUGGAGGUAGGUUUCAGGUGUGAGUUGUAGGUUCGCGUCCGUUACGGUCUCUAGGGUUGUGUGGAUUUCUUCCCAGAAGGGUUUGAUAAGUGGGCAGGUCCGCCAAAUAUGGAAGAGUGUUCACAGUUCCCUCCUGCAUCUCUUGCAUUCUGGUUCACAGGUGGCCUUCAUUACUGAUAGUUUCUCUGGUGUGUUGUACCAAUGUGAGAUCAUUUUAUAUCCUGUUUCCUGGAAUUUCGUGGCUAUGGAGGCUUUGUGUAUGAGUGUGAACACUGUGGUCCAUUGUUCCCCGGUGAGUGCGUGUCCUAGGUCCUUUUCCCAGUAUCUAGUGAAGUAAGGGUGAGGCGCAUCGGUGGAAGGUGUAAUUUGUAGGCGGUAGAGGAAUUAGAUUGUGUGCGGUGAGGUUGGGGGGUUCGUGCAGAUGACUCAGCAGGUAGAGAGCAUUCGUGAUGCUGAGUCCAAUCUGGGUAUGUUCUUCAGGAAUCUCGUCAAUUGGUGGUGUCUGAAGCGGAGUGGCCAGCUAUGUGGGGUGUUCGGAACCAGGUCUCCCAGAGGCGUGAUCGUGCUUUGUUUGUAUAUGUCCUUUAGCCUACAAGGGUAUGGCAGUCCCAGUGUCAUGGCGUAGCGAGGAUCUGCCGCCGGAGGAAAUCUUGGGUUGUGAAAUAGGGGGCACAGAGGUGAGAGCUCCGGGGCUAGGUCUCUACGCGGUGCUAUGCGCCUCCAGACAGUCAUUGUGGCGUUUAGGGAGUUCGCCGAUCAUGGCUUUUGGAAAGAUAGGGGUAUUUGUGAGAAGCUUGCUUCCAUCGGGAUCCAAAGUUUAUCUUUCGGGUUGUGUGUCCAUUCGAUCAGGCGCUGGAGAUGGACGACCCACCGAUAUUUAGCCAGGUCAGGCAGUCCCAGUCCCCCGUGCUGCUUGGGUUUUGUAAGGGUGGCGAAGUUCAGUCUUGCUUUUUUGUGGUACCAUACAUAGUCUGCCAGUAUCUGUCGGGUUUGUGUGAAGAGGGUUUUGGGGAUGUGUAUUGGUAGGGUUUGCAGGAGAUAUGAGUUGUGGGAGUAUGUUCAUUUUAAGUACACUGAUCCUCCCUAGCCAUGUAAUGUGAGGGAGUUUCCAGGUGUUCAGGUCUUCUUUUUUUUUUAUCUGGUCGAGGAGGGGCAGGAAGUUCAUUCGGAAAGUGUCUGAGAGGUCUGCCGAUAACCAGGUCCCCAGGUAUUUGAUUGCCUCAGUACACCAGUGGAAGGGGAAGUCAUUUUGCAGCGUGGUUACCAACGUUUGAGGGCAUCCCAUGUUGAGGAUUUCCGAUUUUGUGAAGUUUCUUUUUAGGUUUGACAGUGUGCCGUAUAUGUCGAAUUGAUGCAUCAGCUCUCUGAGGGAAGAUGCUGGGUUGGUAAUAGUAAACAGGAGAUCGUCCACACAUGCAGAGACUUUGCUGACUCCCCAUCUGCCUCUGAUCCCAGAAAUGCCAGGUUGGGUUCUAAUGGCGUUAAGGAACGGCUCCAGGCUGAUGACAAAGAGCAGGGAUGACAGUGGGAACCCCUGUCUCGUACCUUUUCUAAUCUCAAAUGGAUCCGAGAGAAUUCCGUUUACUUGUACUCGGGCAGCCGGGUUGGUGUAUAGGGCCAAUAUCCAUGCCAUCAUGUGUGGUCCCAUCCCAAGGUGUUCUAGUGUGGUCAUCAGAAAGGACCAGUCAACUCUGUCAAAUGCAUUCUCCACGUCUGUUGAAACCAGCAGGGUGGGCGAUGAUUCCUUCCUUGCCGCGUGGAUCAUAUUGAGUGCCUUGAUUGCAUUGUCUCUGGCCUCCCGUCCCUCCACGAAUCCCACCUGGUCAGGGUGGAUGAGAUCUGGUAGUAAGAGUAGGAUGCGUACGGCCAGGAUCUUGGCAAAUAGCUUGAGAAUGGCAUUUAGCAGGGAUAUCGGUCGGUAGCUGGUGCAUGAGGACGGGGUCCUUUCCUUCUUUCGGUAUUACCACAACAAGGUAUAGAUUGCUUUCAAGUCCCCUCAUCCCUCCAAAUGUACUACCACCAAUUUUAUAUGUUUGCGAAUAGAUCGUGGAUUGUAGUGGAAACCUAUGUGUUCAGCAUGCUUUUGUGGUAAUGGUGCCAGUUUAGUCAAAUGUAUUAUCAUUACUCUGACUACAAACUUUUUCUAAAUGAUUAUCUGCAUACCCUUCAUCUUUUAUUUACAGUCUUACUCAUGGAUACAUGUCUGACGUGAAACGCAUCUCUGCUACCUCAAUAUAUUUUGAGUCCAUGCCUUAUAAGUUAAACGUAAGUAUCUCAUAAUGCAAGUGUUUUAAAUACAUCUAAUUUUUUGACGUGUCUUCUUAGUGAAUGUUCCUAGUUUCAAGGUUCACAAUAAUUAAAUGAUGAUGUUACAGUGUACUGCAUUUGCUGUUCUACCUUUCAACCGAAUUACAUGUGUGCAUUUAAUGUUGAGAAAUAUUGUGCAGACGUGUGAGGUAAGAAUCAGAUGAUCUAUUCAGUCAUCCGGUCUUACAACUUAUGUUUUUGUAUAAACAUCCAAGCGUUCAUUCAUUUGUUUGAAAUUGUAAAACCGUUUUCUAAUCCAAAUGUGAAUACAUGUUGUAGUGUGUAGAAUUACGGGUCUUCUGAUGGUUAGCUGCCUUUAUUGUAGACAAGUUGAGAAAAUAGAGUGUGGCUUUCAAUGUUUCGGUCCACACUUCAGAAUUUUUUUUUUUUCUUAACAGCGAUUUUGUGUUUACUGGUCAGGUCUUAAAUGGGAUGGAAAGGGUGACUUAAUUUAAUAUGCACACCUAAAAUAUAGUGUGUGUGUGCUACGUACUGAUGUUGGAUCACAUUGGGACUACCGUCACAGUUAGGCAGGUAAAAACAGAUGACCGUUUUUAUAUAUAACAUUUCUCUUCGAUGGACUUGGUUACGCCACUAUUUGAUAUUUGUCUAGGUGGCAAGACCUUUUAGGUAAGCUAUGAGGAAAUGUCAAAUAAGGUUUAAGAUUGAAAGUACAUGAAAGAUAUAUGUUCAGAAUCCAAAUUGGAAGGGACUGUGAAAGAACAGGCAAUAAAGUGAAUGCUAAAAAUUACUAAUAAAGUCAAUCUAAAUAGAAAUACAGUCAGGUGAAACUAUAUACUUUUUCAGUUAAAAACAGGCAAGCCAUGUACAUAAUGUAAGACGAUGAAACAAAGUAAACAGACAUUCACAAUUUAAUAAAGCACAGAAAAUAUGGUAGUAAAUGGAUAACGAUUGUGAUGUGCGUUCAAAUGGUCUUCUAGAACACCUUAUUUUGGGAGGGAGAAAAUAAGUCGUCCCCUCCCCCCCCACUUCCCCCAUCCCUUUAGUAUGAAGGUAUGUAUAUAUUACACAAAAAUUUAUAUUGUGUAUAAAUUCAUUGGCUUUGCUGACUGUUAAUCAUUAUGGUUAACCGUGAUGGGACAUGUACUUAGCCCCUUCAAGUGCUGCAGAACAUCCCUGUAGUGUGCAGAGCCCUUGCUGACUGGUUGCUAGUCUCAAAAUUUUUACAUACAAAAGUGCAUUCUAUUGUACUAGUAGGGAGGGGUUGCCGAAUGUCCUUUACAGUCCCUCUGCAUGUUGAGGGACAGACUGAUACUCUGGCAAUGCAAUAUAUAUAUAUUUCAGAGCAGUUACACAAAUGUUGGUUUUGUGUAAAAGCACAUAUCCAAAGCCUUCAAACCUUGGACAGCUGUGAUAAAUUGUGAUUGGAUUAGUAUGGCCGUUAUUGUGUGCUGUAUGAUGAGUUUCUUUUAAUUAAAGUAAGGAAGACACCCAAAUCCUUACUGGACCCUAGCUGCUAGUGGUUAGUGCUAGUGUAGUGGUUCAGUGGCUGAGAGCAUCUCUUUGUGUUGAAAGGGAAGGGGGGAGUUAAACACAUCUACAUACUAUAACUUGUAUAAGAAAAUAGAGAAUUGCAUUAUUUUGAUGGAUCAAGUGUAUUCUUUGAUUUUUCUGAUGCAAUAAGCAAAUUAAAUCUCUGUAGGCUUGCUCUUCCCAACUUGUGAGGAGAGACGCUUUUCCAGAUGCGCAGAUCCUGACUAACAUGUUUGCUAAUAGACUGCAUCUGUACAUGCCACACUUCAUUUCUCUCAAUCAAGCCUGCUUUGUUCUGGAGCAAUAGGCAGACAACAAUGUUUGCAAACAAUCAGUCUCCGUGGCUUAAUGCAAUAGAAAAGGGAAGCAGGCUUUUACUUUAGAACCAAUAUGAACAUGCAACAGCUAAGGCAUUAUAUGUAACAGAUAAGAGGAUUUGGGAUCAACUGUGCAUUUUUAGAGUCUGAUUCCUCUAAAAGUUAGUUUGUGUGCUUUAUUUUAAUUUUAUUUUUUUACAUUUGCAGUAACUGAUAGACAUUUACCAAACCAAGUAACUGCAUGUUUUAGUUCUAAAUAGCUGUGAUCGAAAACAAAUUACUUGGAUAAUCUUUUAGUUACUAUGCCUGCCUUACCCCCAAUUUCUAGUUUUAGUGAAUAAAUCCCCAUUGUAAUGUGUUUUAAAACAUAGUGUGAAUUUGGAACUUGGUUUGUGUAAAUAAAAUGCUGCUUUCUUGAUCUAAAUUACAUUCUGUAAAUAAUCCCAUCUAUUGGCUGUGCCAAUUGAAAUGUCCAUCUUUAGCCGUUUUAAAAUGCAAAAUAUUUGGAUAAAUGUUCUAAAUAGAGCAGGAGGUGAUGACUUGUUCAUUCACAACAUAAUUUUGUGCUAAAUGCGCUCAAGGCAAAAUUGUAUUUCUAUAGAUUAAAUAAUUUCCAGAUGACCACUGAAUUUAACAUAUACUGCAGUUUAAUUCCUAUUGCACAUGGGUUUUUAGAGGCGCCUCAAUCAUGAAUUUGCUUGGUUCUAUUAAACUUCCCUAUGUGAAGAAUGAAGAGGGACUCCAUGGGAUCUCAAUCCAUCUCUAACCAUACAAGUGACAUUUUGACAAGCAAUAUAAGAAAUGAGGGUUUGUUAAGCCAAUUAAGAUGUUUAAUAAUUUUUCGAAUAGAAGAUAUGUUUGCACCUCUUAGACAUUCUUGAUAUUGUGGAUCGAUUCCAUCCCAGUCGCCCCCCAUGCCAUGCACCUUUUAAGCCAGCAUAUUUAGUCAUAAUGAAAAGGCAUUGUUUACAGCAUCGAGUAUUUGAUUGUGUGUCUUCACUUGCAUUUGGUUUUGUGGAUCUUACUGACCCAAAGUAUUCCUCUAUCCUUGCUGAGAGCUUAUGCUUAAAGUAGAUAUCGGUAAAAAAACAAAAACCUGAUAGUAAUUGCUUGCAGAGAGAGAAUUUUAGAAAUUCUUUGAAUGCUCAUAAAGUCUCUCUCUAAAUAAAAGGCUUUCACUGUAAACAUGAAGUUUCUAAAUAAGCCGGACAGUGGGGCCAUUUGGUUCUUACCUGAUCUGUUCCCACAUUUGAUUUUUAUUGGCAUUAUUAAAUGCUGAUAUACUUAUUUUGAGCUUAUCAAUCAUUCUACAUUGUAAUUUUUUUUAUUUUUUUUUAUUUAUUUUUUUAACCCUCCUGAACAUUUAGUUAUUUUAAUGAUCAUUUUGGGAGCAUCUCUAAUAUUCGUGCUUCCAGUUAAAAGUACUAUAUUUGAUCCUUUAUUAAAAUAUAUGCUUUAAAAUCUAAUGAAGGAAUCUGACUCUGCAUAUAAUGUGUAUUCUAAUUUUGCGCUCUAAUGCUUUAACACGGCAUUUUUUUUUAACAUUGUCUCUUUAUUUUAGCAAGCAACAGGACUAAUUGACUAUGACCAGCUGGAAAUCACUGCACGUCUUUUCCGGCCAAAGCUUAUCAUCGCUGGAACAAGCGCAUAUGCACGCCUGAUUGACUAUGCCAGGAUGAGAAAGGUAUGUAGUCAGUGUUCCCUUGUUUCUCUGAAAAGCCAUUCACUUUAUCUGUCUAACCAUUUGAAUAUGAUUGGGUUGUUUUAUCUGGUGGGGAAAAAAAAACAUGCAUAGUUUGUGUUCAUGUUUUAGUUUAAAUUUGUCAUCUAAUGUAAUUAAGGUGAAACCAGAAAUACCUGUGUGACUCUCAUCCAGACAGUAAGUGGUGAAGCCAGGAACGAGCCUGCUACCCUCCUGUUUCUAUUAUGUAUCGUUACUUGAAUUUGUGCGUUGUAAUGAAACCAUUUAACCAUUGUGACCUGUAGUGCCUCAUUUGUUCAGGGGGAUUGUCCCAGCACAUUAUUUUCAUAGCAUAAGAACACACUGCUCUGUAUGGUUGUGGAGAAAUGUUAAAGGGACACUAAAGGCACCAAGACCACGUCAUCUCAUUGUCCCUGUCCCCUUAACCAUGCAAUGUAAAUCAUUGCAUUAGGUUCUCCCAUCACUGGAAGAGGAGACCAAUCCAGCACCAAGGGAACUUGGGGCUGAAAAGUGGUAAGUGAAAGAAGGGGUUAUUAUAAUCACACACAAGAGGCUCCUGCAGGAUCUAGAAGGCUAUUAACAGAGCAGGCGAUAAGAGAUUCUAAAUUGAACAAUGUGCAAUAAAGGAAGUUUAAACAUUAGAUCUCUAGGGCAAUGUAAGUCACAUGAAGAAUUGUUGCUAGGGAUGCAUAAACAAAGUGCCUUGACUGCAAAUGGCAGAUAACUGAGCAGUGAGACUGCAGGAACAUGAUCUAUACACCAAAACUGAUUAAGCUAAAGUCAUUCUGGUGACUUUAAUGUCUCUUUUAAGUAUGACUUUAAAUCUGGUGAAAGGGGAAAAAAACUCAAAACCAGACAAAAAUAAGCAUCUUAUAUCAUCACAAUCCGUAUAUAACUAUCAAUUAUGUAACAAGCUAAAUAAAGAUAUUGUGUACAAUAACCCAAAUUGUAAUGAAUCAUGCGUGGCCCUGGAAUCAGCUAAUUGAAAAGAGUUGAGCUUUUUGUGGUUUUGUUGGGGAGUGGGAGCGGAGGGACACUAUAUAGUGUUCCUUUAAGUCAUGGACUAAAACUCAUGGUAAAUCACAAAAGGGCGAUGGUACUCACAUGCAGAUGAAGCAUCACGCGUGAUCCAAAUUUAGUUUUAUUAGAGUUAAACAGUAUUUAAGGGUUUUUGCUUGAUAAAAGCUCUUUUUAUAGGGAUGAAACUUCACUAUUUUGCUCUAUAAAACUAUUUGGACCAUACGUGUGCUUAAAGGACCACUAUAGUGCUAGGAAAACAUACUUGGGUUUUCUGGCACUACAGGGUCUCUCGCUCCCCCUCCCACCAGGCUCUAGGGGGUGGAAGGGGUUAAUCCCUUUACCUUUUUUCCCUGCUGGGCUCCCUCGGCGCGGGAAACUCUCCUCCUUUUUGCCGUCAUCGGCUGAAUGCGCAUGCGCGGCAAGAGCCGAGCGCAUUCAGCCAGUCCAUAGGAAAGCAUUCUCAAUGCUUUCCUAUGGACGCUGGCGUCUUCUCACAGUGAAAAUCACAGUGAGAAGCGCGGAAGCGCCUCUAGCGGCUGUCAGUGAGACCAACACUAGAGGCUGGAUUAACCCUAAUGUUUCUCUGAAGCUGCUAUGUUUACAGCAAAAAGGGUUAAACCUGGCACCCAGACCACUUCAUUAAGCUGAAGUGGUCUGGGUGCCUAUAGUAGUCCUUUAAUUGGAUUAAAACUCCUGACCGUGUCUGUUUGUAACAGAGGAAUAAAUCAUAAUAUCUCAUAUAGUACAAUGUCUGCUGCUCUUAUUGUAUUGAAUGGGGCUGUGCCCUUCUAAGCCAGAGAACCAUGGGAAAAACUUUGGGAUAGUACAUUUACAGAAUAGAAUGUAAAAUGUCUAUGCAAUAAAUCAGAUCUACCUUUCUUGCAUUACUUAACGCUUUCUAUUGAAAAGGGAAAUUAUCUGAUGUACUUGUUAAGGAUGACUUUCCACUCUUUAACCUGCGUAGAUAUUACAUUUAUACAGUUCUUCUGGUUUGGAAUGUGUGAGAAUGAGUAUUUUAAUUUUAUAAUGUUGGCAAACUUGGCCUAUGAUAAGUAGAUCUUUGACUAGCUCUUGCAUCCUUUUUAUAGCUCUUAAGGAGCUAAGCCCCCUUUAUUUGGCUGCUGCUCCUUUGCUGACUUUAUCUUACUCGGUGAUCUUUCCAAUAUUGCCAUUCUGCAAACAUUUUUAUUAAUGUCUUCUGUAUUGGAAAUUCUUUAAUAUCCUGGAGUAAUAAAAGUAGCACAAUAUUUUUCACUGUAACAAUAAAUUGCAGUUUGCUGACCAACAAAAUUUCAAAUAUGUAUGCGCAACAAAUUAAAGCUGUACUGUCUAACCGUGACACUUCUCAUCUGUUUCUUACUAAAAACAUAAGACAAAGUAGGGACUACUUUGUCUUGUGUAUUUUUCCUACUCCUGACUUUCUUAGACAUUAGGCUACUGCCGUUUAUAAGUGACAGUCUCCCCAGCUGUCAUCCGUGAUGGCUACAGGGAAUUGGCUCUGUCUAUGGAGAAUCCUAUGGAAUUCUCCAUAGACCUCAAUGUUGUACUAUUGAAAUAUCCUCCAGUAGAUAAAGGAUAUGAGAAACACCGUACCUGGGAACCUUUUUAAAUUUUCAUUCCCUGAGUUCUUCACACUCCAGAUAAAAAUGGGGGAAACUGUCUUUAUGAAGGGGACACGGCUGGCUUUAGAGUUCAUUUCAUUAUAACCUAUAUCAGGUAGGCAACCUUUGGCACUCGUGAUGUUGUGAACUACAUCCCCAAUAAUGCUGGCAAAGCAUCAUGGGUGGUGUAGUCCAAAAAAUCUGGAGUGCCGAAGGUUGCCUAUGCCUGACCUAUAUAAUCUAUCAGACCUCAAAAUUUCCACUAGCCAUUGGCAAAUAAACUCCCUGGUGAAUAAAAAUUAAGCCCUUGUGAGUAUGCAAUGGACUCUCCAAGCUUGCCUUUACGGCCUAAUUAGUAGACCUAACACUUGAAGUUUUAAGCCCUGUAAUAUACAUAGGUAACUAUUGCGCUUGGAGAGUUAUUUUCCAUAAAUGUCAUUUUUCAGCUCAUCGCUAAUGCCUUUCCGUACUCUUUGGAUUGUGAUUCUGCUGUUGUAUAACUUUAAAUCGAAUCAGGUUAUCUUCACUGUGAACCUGGGAGAGAAAUCCAGGUUUAUACAUUCUUAUUUAGUUCUGCAAAUGCUGCUCAGACAGAGACAACAGAAGGUGCAGCAUCUUGGUUGGUUUAGUCUAGCGUUAUCCUGAAACCCUUUGGGGAUAUAUCAUAAAAUGCAAGAAAAGGAAAUGUUUAGCUAUUUUAAGCAAACCCUUUCCAGCCUGAGCACAAAAUUAAGUUGCGUUGAGAGUAGAAAAGCUUGAACAGUCUCACCAAGGGAGCUACAAGACCAGCUCUUCUCCUGAGGAUGAAUUAGGGCUGAAUUUACAGCUGAGGCAUGAAAGUGUAAUUGAUCUCUACUCGAAAAUGGUAAACUAGAACAUUUUGUUAAAGUGAUGAUUUGCAGGUCUUUUAGAAAUCUGUCAAACACAUACUGAAAUGUCUUGAAGUGUGUAAUGGGGACACCUGCAGUAAAAGUGGAGGUCGUUCAUUAUUCCAUAUUCUUCAGGGACACUAACUUAAUCCAGUCCAUUUCUAGCCUUGCAUGCAGAGACUGUGACUGGGGUUCUAGUCCAGGACACGAUUACGUAACGGAGCAUGUUCCAGCCUGGGGAGUGCUAAUCAGAUCUUUCUCAUUGCAGGUGUGUGAUGACGUGAAGGCUUAUUUAUUGGCAGACAUGGCCCACAUAAGUGGCCUUGUAGCAGCUGGAGCCAUUCCAUCUCCUUUUGACCACUCUGAUGUUGUCACCACCACGACGCACAAGACUCUACGAGGAGCCAGGUGAGAGAUUUUUUGCUAUUGUCCUUGUUCUAUUAUUUCUCAGACAGGUAGACCAUGUCUUAUUUCUGGUUCGCUUUUUCACCACUCAUUGGUUAAUUUACAGUGAUGUGUCACGUCCCUCCCCGACCCCCCCCGCAUAUAACUCUGUUCAAAUGGCAGGCUGCUCUAGGUUUAGAUGGUUAUGGAAAAAGGCAGUAGGGGUAAACCUGGCUCUAGAAAUUACUUUAAACUCAAUGAAUAUCACAAGGAAAGGUACCGUUGGUUCCACUUUACAAAUAAGCAAGUCUCAGUUAUUGAAUAGCUAAAUAAAGCUGACAGCAGGUAUAUUGGUUAUACCGAAAAGGGAAAUCAUUUGGGGAGAGAGAAUUUGUGUGUGCGCAUGCACACUUGCAACGUACAUGCUCAGCCAUUAUUCCUGUGCAGUAUACAUUUCUGCCUGCACAGUGCAGCUUAUUACCAUCUAUAAAGCGCCAACAAAUACUGCAGAGCUGUACAAUGGAUGUACUAACCGAUAAGUAUUUGUAGCCAGAUGAGUUGAAUACACAGGUUAAGGGUCCUGCUCAAAAGGGCUUACAGUCUACAGGCAGUGGGAUAUAGGAACACAAAAGGCAAGGUUAGGGUAGAAAAGUAGCUGAUACCGCAUUCUUACCUGUGCAUUGUGCAGAUGGAGUGACCAGGUGGUGACAGAAUAUGCAUAGAUGUCCAGGUCAGCGUGAGGAAGUUGCAUUUAUCGUGUCUAUUACAUCUGUAGUACACAAACAGGUUUUAUAGUGUGAGAUAGAUACUACACAACCCCAGUUGUGUGCCUAUCCAUGGCCUUUGUGUAAGGGGAGUGAAUCACUAGUGUCUGACAGAACACAUAAACUGUGUAGCAAGAGUCUGUGAACAGUUCUUUUAUUUAUUAAUUUUCUUCACAAUCCUGCUUUGAUAACAAUUGCACCAUAUAAAUCAGAAAGUCUGUGUACAGUCAGUCAAUAACACAAAAUGGCAGAUAGUUAUGUCAGUUGGCAGAAUACAGAGGACUGUGUGUGUUUUUUUUUUUUUUUUUUAAUCUGUCUGUCAGUCAAACAUUGUAAUAAAAUAAACAGAUGAACGGUAUUGCUACACUUGUCUGCGGUUUUAGGAGUAGUGAUAGAGCUAGUAGGUCGGGAAGUACGUAGAUGCCUCUACAUUGAUCAGCUUUUUAAGAGACUUAUGGUAAUAAACCGAUAUAUAGAGGUGCUUCUCUUCCCUCCCCCCUUCCCUCCCCCCCUUAGGUAUGCUUGUUAGGAUAUAUAAAAUAGAUAUGCUCAUGUAAAAAUAAAAUAAAAGGGAGGGGGUGGGAGGGAGGGAUGGAUGCAAGACAAGCCCCUCCCAUAAAUAUCUGUGCCUGUGAGAACACAAUUAUCUCCCAGGCACAGAGAUUUAUGGAAGGGGCUUGUCUUGCAUUGAAUGGCGUCCUCAUGCUGGGGACUGUGUAUAAAAGCAGGCAACUUGGCCAUAAUAAACCAGUUCCUUUACACCAGGCUUCCCCAAUCUCUGGCCCUCCAGAUGUUGCUGAACUACAACUCCCAUGAUUCUAUGAAUGAAAUAGGCUGAGAAUCAUGGGAGUUGUAGUUCAUCAACAUCUGGAGGGCGGUAGUUUGGGGAAGCCUGCUUUACACUCUUCACUCAGUCUGGGCUAGCGUUUGUGUGCAGGAGAGCUUAAUCACUUGAAGCUGUACCCAGGACCCUGUUCUAUGGCGGAAAGAAACUGAGUGACCCCAGCCAAGCUGCAGUGGCUAGGGGCUAAAGCACUCCUGUGUCCUGGAGUAGGGCUAGAAAGCGAGAUUGAUGGAGGUACCCAGUCAGGGUGCCAGUUGGUCCCUGACAUAUGUAGUCAUUAAAGAUUUCAAUGACUUCAGUUUGUCUUUGGGACCCUAGAAAGUAAAGUUUUUGCAAGCAAUAUUUUUGUUAAAUUUUUGGCAUAUUUGCCAGUAGAAUAGAUGUGCAAUUGAUUAAACUGUGUUCCAUUCUAGAAAACAAGACUUAAAAUAUGCUAGCUUUGCAAUUGUCCUAGUUUUAUUUAUAACAUAGUUGUUUGUUUAUUUUUUAAUUUUUUUUAUGUAUAUAAGUAUGUGUAUCUAAUGGAGGAUACAAGCUGUCAUGUCCCGUGAGAUCAGAUGUAAGAGAAAUCUCUGUUCUAAGUGCUUUAAUUUUUUACUAGAAGAUGUGAACCUAUGAAUCACUGACAUACUGUAGGUAGGACUAAAACGUUUAAUAUUACACAAGUUCAAAAAUGGUCUGGGCGUGUGUAAUUACACACUGAUGUGCUUGGGAAUGUAGUGUGCAACUGGCUUUUUUUUUUUUUUUUUUUUGGCCCCUUUACUUCCCCAGGAAUACCCUGAGCUUUUGUAAACUGUCACUUGUGUAAAAAGGAUUUGCCUUUAGAAAUAUUUUGUAGCAGAUCAAACAUGCCAAUUUAUUUGGUUGAUCUUUAGCGGAGGGGGGGAGCAACAAUUAUUUAUAUAACUGCAUUACAAGCAAGUCUCUCUCAUUUGUGCUGCCAUGCCAGGUGUACUUCACUACGAAUGUCUCCCUUCACAGUAAAUUGACUUAGUGUAGUGUUUAUUUACAGAUUACAUGCAUUUUACAGGGUGUUAAGGUACCUAGCACAGAUUGCUGUGCAUGCAUGUUGAAACCAUGAUCUGCUUCUAACUGGGCUCUCACAACACGAUCUGCUUUCCCUCUGCUAAUCAUGUCAGCUUCUGUUCAGCUCAAUUAACAAGUAGGUCUUGGAGUAAAUUUCCCUUUGUCUCUACCUCCCUUGUUGUGUGGUUUUUUUUUUUAAUUGUAUAUCUUUUUUCACCUUUUUUAUUUAUUUAUUUAUUUUUUUUAUUUUUUUGAGCUUCCUUGUUAUAACAACCUAGAGUAAAGUGUGAACUGGAAGCUGUGCCAUACUAAGCAGCAGGGGUAUGCGGGCCACAUGCUGUGAUAUAUUUACCUUUUCUGUCUAGACUUUUAGAAACCUUCCAUACCACAGAAUGCAGCCUUACAUCAUACAUUCCUUGUAAGGCAGGGUUGACAAAAGGAGGUAUACAUGUACCUGUAGUUACAAUCAUCACAGUGCUUUGCCAUCUUUUGAACAAGUGGAAGUCUUCCUCUUCGCCACAUCUGCCUCUUAAUUAAGAUUACAUAUACCUUUUAGUUCCUACUGGGAGAAUGACCCAUGCAUUUAUAAGAUUCUUAUUUCUCUCAAUUUGACUUUAACCUAUGGAUCCAUAUCACCAUUGGCUUUUUUUUUUUUUCUGCUCAUCAUUCAAACAAGUUUAUUUGUUUUUAUUAGGUCCGGGCUGAUAUUUUACCGAAAAGGAGUUAAAUCUGUUGAUAAGAAGACUGGAAAAGAAAUCCUCUACAACUUUGAAGAUAAAAUAAACUUCUCCGUGUUCCCUUCAAUCCAGGGUGGACCUCACAAUCAUGCAAUUGCUGCUGUUGCUGUGGCUUUAAAGCAGGUAAAGAGUUAAUUUAUCUGUGUUGACCUCAUUAAUUAGAGGGCAGCUUGUUUUGUAAAUGACGGUGUUCUUACUGUGGAAAUCUCUUGUUCUCCUAUGUAUUGAUGUGAGGGGCAUUUUUGUCACUUUAGUUUUUAUGACUAAAGGGAUACUCUAGCCACCAUGACUCCUGAUUUUAGAAGUGGUCAUGGUGGUAGCAGUCGGUAUGUUUCACAAAAAAGGGGGCGACGCAAUAAUUUUUUUUAUUUUUUUAAAAAAAAUUUUUUAGGCUAAGGUCAAUGUUUCUUUAAUCGUAGGGCAGUAGCACCUACCUUAAUUCACCCUCUCUUCCUUUAGUUGCAUACUGGGGAGAGAAAAUCACAACAUUUCUAUCCAGCAUGUCUACCGACCAAUGAGAAUAGAGGCAUGUCCUAUCUAGUGUAAGGAAUGGUCACAGCACAGACUGCACUGCGGCUAGAUCCAAUAUGUGCUCCUCUCCCUCACUCCCUGUAAUAUAUUCUCCUCCAGUCCCUACCAGCCAACCUCCCUACCCAAUGGUAACCACUUCCCUGCCAGCCAACCUCCCAACCCAUUGUUAACCCAUCCCCUGCCAGCCAGCCUCACUACCCAGUGUUAACCCCUGCCAGUCCCAGUAAGCAAACCUCACUAUCCAGUGUUAACCCCUUGCCCUCCAGCACAUAUCACAAAGCUCUAUGGGUAUUUGAGUUUCUCUUUAUAUUUAUUUAUAUUAAAUAUAUGAUACUUAGUGUGUGUGUGUUGUGGUUUGUAAGUUCUAGUGUUUGAAUGCGGAGGCCUCCGAGGAGGCUUGAUGGGGAAUAUGCAUUUUUUUGUUUACUUGUACAGUUCCUUUAAGUAAUGUCAGCAACUGUUCCCUGGCAGUAGAAAUUCAACUUUCUUUGGCUGACCCUAGCAUAUAUUUUUUUUCAUACUGCUCUGAGUUUAGAAGGCCUUAGACUUGGGUUUUUUUUUUUAUAUAAUUGCAUUUGGAUUAUUCAACACCGUGCAGUACUAAACAUUAAAGGAACACUAUAGUCCCCAAAACAACUUUAGCUUAAUGAAGCCAUUUUGGUGUGUAGAACAUGCCCCUGCAGCCUCACUGCUCUAUUCUCUGCCAUUUAGAAGUUAAAUCACUUUGUUUAUGAACCCUAGUCACAUCUCCCUACAUGUGACUUGCACAGCCUUCCUAAACAUUUCCUGUAAAGAGUCAUCUAAAGUCUAUCCUUUCUUUAUUGCAAGUUCUGAUUAAUUUAGAUUUUCUGAUCCCCUGCUAUGUUAAUAGCUUGCUCGACCCUGCAAGAGCCUCCUGUAUGUGAUUUAAAGUUCAAUUUACAGAGCAAGAGAUAAAAUUGUUUAAGGUAAAAAAUAAAAUUUCAUGAACACUGUGACCGUCACAGCCAGAGGAGGUGUGGCAAGGGCUGCAUAAACAAAAAAACAAAGUGAUUUAACUCCUAAAUGGCAGUGAAUUGAGCAGUAAAACCUGAUCUAUACACUAAAACCGCUUCAUUAAGCUAAAGUUGUUUAGGUGACUAUAGUGUUCCUUUAAUCAAGCAGAUCAAGUAAAAGAGAAACCUUAAAAUAUAUGCAGAAGUUGUCCUGCAUCCAUAUAUAGAAUGUUUGUUUUGUGUGUUUUUAAAUUCAUAUUGAUGCACAACAAUAUUGUUUUUUGUUUUUUUAAUGUAAUGUAAUUUGCACUUUCUGUUGCAGUAGCACUUUGUUUUACAGUAACACUCUUAAUUGUUAAAUGGAAUUCAUGUUUGUAUGUGGAGCACCUGAUGGCUGAUAACCUUAGAGAUAUGGUUCUUAUUGGAAACUAACUUUUUUUACCUGAUCAUUAUCUGGGUCACUGCCGAAAAAACUCAAAAUGUAAACCGUCCAUAGGAAAGCAUUUCUCAAUGCUCUCCUAUGGACGCUCUGCACGCUGGAUGUGAAAAUCGCAUCCAGCAUUGCAGAAGCGCCUCUAGUGGCUGUCAGGAAGACAGCCAAUAAGGUUGGAUUAACCCUGCUAUGUUGAAACUGCUAUGUUUACAUGUGAAGGGUUAAAACCGGAGGGACCUGGCACCCAGACCACUUCAUUGAGCUGAAGUGGUCUGGGUGACUAUAGUGUCCCUUUAAAGUUUUCUGUGUUUGGGAUUUUUUUGUUUUUUUUGUUUUGUGUGUUUUAAUAAAGUGUGAAUCUAGUUGAUAGCUGGCUCUGACAUAUAUUCACCCAUGUUAUAAUUCCGCUUUUUGGACUACACAUUUAACUAUUUUUAAUUAACUUCGAAUUCUUGACAAGUCUUUUAAUAUAUUGCCUUGUGUGGUUUAAAAAAAAAAAUAAAAAAAUAAAAACCUGAUGCAAUUACAAGAUUUUUAUAUUUAUACUAACGUGUGUGUAAGCUUUUCAGUUGCUUCAGUUAAGCUGCAUGUAUUGUAUUCGCAGGCCAGUUCACCUAUGUUCCGAGAUUAUGCCAUUCAGGUCUUAAAGAAUGCCAAAUCUAUGGCUACAGCUUUGUUAAAGAAGGGUUACACGAUUGUGUCUGGUAAAGUAUCAAUGUAUAAUCUGUAACAAUGAAUAAAUUAAGCUUUAAUAAGUAGAGGCGGUGUAUGUAGUAUCUGUCCAUAUAAAACUUGAUCCUACUAAUGUAUUUUUAUUUUAUUUUUAUUUUAAAUUUAAUUUUUUUUCCUUGAUUUUUUUUUUUUUUUUUGAUAAAGCACAGUGGGGAGGGGAAUGGCAAGAUGCUCAAGAUUCUUUCAUGGAAUAUAGGCUAAUUAAGGCCUCAGUGUAAUCGGUUUGGACUAUAUCCCAUUGUACAUUUAUAAUGGGAAAGCGUCCAGCUCAGUAACACACUCACUAACAAUCUGUUAUGUGAAAUUCCAAACCCAUUGUGUGAAGGGGAAAGUCCCAGACCUUGUUGCUUCUUUCUAAGAAAUACCAGAUUGUUGUUUCCAAAUCCUCACCGCGCUAUUGUGUUGGCAAGUCUAACCGGAUGAAUGUCUUAAUUAUGUAGAUAUUAAUCCUCCGAAGGGCUGACAAAGUUCAAACAUCGUCGUAAGCCCAAACGCAAAGUUGUCUUCCGUAGAAUAUUCCACCUGUUUCUAUCACCCUGCUCUAUGGCUCUUCCUGUUUUAUGUUGAAUUUUUACUAACUUGCUAAAAGCUAUAUAGAAAUUUUUGUUUUUCCCCUAGUUUGAGUAAUGUUAAUUUGUCAUGUCUCUUUACAGGAGGAACUGAUAACCACCUGGUUCUGGUAGAUCUAAGGCCUAAGGGCAUAGAUGGAGCACGAGCAGAGAGGGUGCUGGAACUUGUGUCCAUAACAGCUAACAAAAACACCUGCCCUGGCGAUAAAAGCGCCCUUACACCUGGUGGACUUCGACUGGGUAGGUAGAAUUCCCAGAAAGAAACAGAAGUGAUGAAGUCAUUCUAAAUAUCAUGUUUUGUUGUUUGUUUUGUUUUGUUUUUUGGCCUUUAUUUCCCAACCUUGUUAGUUCUAGAAUAGAAAGUCACAUGUCUGUGUUUACCUUUAAAACCAGCGUUCUAAUAUUACCCCAGCAUUACAAGAUCUGGUGACUUUACACUGACUGGCUGUCAAAAGCUUCCAAAUGGCUAUUAAUAUGCAGUAAGCUGAAGUGGGUUUUUUUUUUUUUUUUUUUAAUAAUAUUAUAGAUGUGUGGAAUAUAAUUCUCUCCUAAUCAAAUAUGGCAUUAGGAAUCUCAUUGAUCAUGUCAAAAUGUUGAACAUAAACAGCACUUAUUGCUUUGCAUCUCCCUGCUGUCCAUGCUUUCUCAGACUGUGAAUUCAUCAGCUGGGUAGUGGAGGCUGCUGAAGUAGGAGGCUGUGGAUACCUGUAUUUAUUGCUGUAAACUGGGAGCUGUCAAUGAAAUGCCCAUCACUGCAUUUUUGUGUAUUCCAUAAACAUUCUGGGAUUGGGGAACUUUCCUGAGCUUGGUUUUAUAUUGCUUUAGGAACUCCACACUGGGUCUGUUACUGUGUAGAUGGAUAGGAGAAAGGUAAGGUGCAGGCUUUAUGUUAAAGUAAAUCGAGCUCUAGUUAUUUUAAUACACGCAAAGAUUACAACUGAAAGUGUGAGUUAGCUGCAGUUUAUGCUUAAAUCCUAUUAUCAGCAAGCGGUAGUAUAGGGAAAUACCACACAGAAACAAAUACUCUGCACCCACACCAUGGAGCUUUUUUUUUUUUUAAAUUAUAUUCUACAUAUAUGUUGUGCAGAGUUCCUUGAUGUUAACCAGCAUUGUAAAUGUCUCUUGUCUGCCAGGUGCUCCUGCUUUAACAUCAAGAUGUUUCAAAGAAGCAGAUUUCGAAAAAGUAGUGGAUUUUAUUGAUGAAGGAAUCCAAAUUGGACUCUCUGUGAAGCAAAAGACAAGUAAGUUGUGAUCUUGUUUUAGAUGUUUGUAUCCUCAUUUGUAUGAAAUAAAAGCAUUUGCUUGUGUCCAUCUGCUUUGCCUGCUUUAUGAUGUUUUUACACGUUAUCCCAGGGAAAUCUUUGCAAACUCUUGUAUCAGAACUUUAUAGAUCAUUUAAAGUGGGUCUGUCAACAUCUCGGGGCUUUGUGUAAUUUGCAAAAUCCCCUAAUGGUGACAUCUCCUCUGCAAAGUGUAGUUCUUCUUACCUGAACCCUGCAAGCGCCACUAUUCUCUUCUGGUGGGUCAUCUAAUUGCAAGAAUCAAUGUUACUACUGUAUACCCACAUGCACACUAGAUUGAGGGCUAUUGAGGAUCCCGCAGUAUCCUCUAUAGACAGAGCCAAUUCUUUGAAGCCGUCAGGAUUGACACUUCUUGAUGGCAGUAGUUCCGCCCAGUGUCAAGAAGUGUCAGGCAUAUGAAAAAUCAAACCAGGUAGUCCCUUUUUGUCUUAUGUUUUUGGUUAGAAAUAUAACUAAAAAAAGAGACCGAAUAGAAAAGAGUAAGCGAUAGGAAAAAGGUAAGCAUUGCGUGACAUCGCGGCUUUAAGGCUGCAUUAAAAAAAAUCAUAUUUUCUGUCUUUCCAUACAUUAUCAUGGCCAAGAGGAUGCAACGAUGUGCUCUGUCCUAACAGGUUUACUUUAAUAUGAAUCCCCCCUUGAAAGCAUUCAAAACAGGGUUUAUUACAGAGAUAAUGUGUGCUGCGCUUCUGGAAUACCGACCUCUGGUGUACCCGCAGUUUGCUUUCAUUUUCUCCAAGCAGGGCAAACCUCCCUUGUAACACUGACAGGCUGGUUACAUUGCCAGGGCCUAAACCGUGUGAUGUCAGUCACUCCAUUCCUAUACUCCCUACCCAGUGCUAGCAUUUCCAGCUAGGGAGUAACCAUAGCAACCACAGUAUAGCUUUUAAACCAUUUUUUUUAUCAAAGCCAUACACGUGUAAGCAAUUCUGCUAAUACAAUGUAUACACAGAAUUCUAUGUGUUUUUAAAAUGAGCACGAGUGAUAUGAACCCUUUAAGCUCUGAAGAACAAAUGCUUGCAUGACAACCACACAAAACACAGCUCUUUGUGAGACCCCCCAAGCAAAGUACACAUUGCAAUUAAUGAAAAACACCCUAGCCAAGAUUGGGGUGCUCCCUAAUGAACACUGAUUGCUUUGGUGUGGUGGGACAUAGCAAACAAACACUAAUCACCCCAUUUAAGUAACAUUCUAUUGGUGAUGUAAAAACUUUUAGAAUUCAAGUCAAAUGGGGAAUAAGAACAUAGUCUUAUGGACCUGUGUAUUGUAGGAACAUGUUUAAAAUAAUAAUGCAUAUAAAUGAACAUAUUUAGUCUGGUAAUGGAUGCCGCAGUCUUUUAUGCUCUAAGAAGCCGUCUACAUCAGGGUACAUUUUGAAGAGUAACUAAAAUUGUAAAACGCAACAUUUUCUUUCUUUUAAGACCCUUUAAAAUCGCCCUCUGAAAUAUAAAAACGUACAAUUUAUUUCAAAUUUACAUAUUAAAAGAAUUUCAGUUAACAUUACUUAAUGAUCUCUGAGCUAACUCAGAUCAAAGCUCCGUAAGUUCUGUAGCAAAAUAAAUCAAGGCAACUGUAAUGAUAUUCUGCAUGAGACAGUUGCACCAAAAAUUAAAAGGAAUAGAAUCUGUCUGAAAAUUAUGUGGGCAUAAGGGGACACAAUACAUUACAUCUUAAUUUUUCAUUUAAUAUGCAAGUCUCUGUUAGCAAGAUUUAAAAUACAAUCCCAUUUUUGUGUGAACAAACUGUUCUGUGUAUAUUUACAGAAGAAAAUGGCCAGUAUAUAUUUUUAAUAUUCUUAAUUCAUGAUUAUGCUUAAAGGGAUACUCCAGGCACCCAGACCACUUCUGUCCAUUGGAGUGGUCUGGGUGCCAACUCCCACUACCCUUAACCUUGCAACUGUAAUUAUUGCAGUUUUCAUAAACUGCAAUAAUUACCUUGCAGGGUUAACUCCUCCUCUAGUGGCUGUCUAUUAGCCACUAAAGGGCACUUCCUGCUUCAUAGCACAGGUCUAUAGCUACAGCAUCGCUAAAAUCCCCAUAGGAUUUCCUAUGGAGAGGUCUAAUGCGCCUGCCGGCUGACGUGAUGAAGCGAGGAGCGUGAGCUGAGGAAGAAGCAGCAACGUGGGACAUGUCACUGAAGGGGUAUUUACCCCUUCAGCAACUGGGGAUGGGAGGUGGGAGAGGAGACCUGCAGAGCCAGGAAAACGGAUUGUUUUCCUGGCACUGGAGAGUCCCUUUAAGAAAAUUUCCCUAUUUUCCUGACAUAUGGUGGCAGUACAAUAGGGAUGUUCUCUUUCCUCGGGACAAGCAUCUGAAAUAAAUAAUUAACAUAAAAAGUACCUCCCCUUACCAAGUAUAAAGACCCAACCAGCCCAGGGACCUCAGUUCUCUUUCUUGUUCCAACAGGAACGGGCGGCAUCUGGAAUAUGGAUGGUGAGGCACAUGGGUUGCUGCCAGCGGGAUCCGGUCUGAUAGCCUCCAGGGUGGAGAGCUGAAUGGCCAGAAAACAUCCUGCAGAUUACGGAGCAGGUAUGUAAGCCUGCUUCUAUGCCGAGUGUAGUCACCGGCAAAGCAGGGAGGCGGUCUCUAGUGGCAGCAAAUCAAUGCCCGUUGGAGACGCAUGCACACGGCGGUGGAACGCACGCCCGGGUGGUUUUACGUUCCACCGAAGUUCGGACCGCGCUAUUGCGCAUGCGCGGUCUAAACUCCCCGAAAUGGCGCCAAAUUUCAAGCGGAUCUGCCUAUUUAUGCUGUGCAGAUCUUCCUGUCAGCAUGGAUGCUCAGCAGUGAAGGUCUACCGUGUCACCAGCCCCCCCACACGGGUCAGAGGUUUUAGAGUUAUGAUUCUUUAGACUCUCAUCUUUAAAACUUUUUUUUUUUUUUCUUCUACAAAAUGAUUUAUUGCUUAUGUAUUACAGAUAUGUGUAGUCCUGUCUCUACUGAUAAUAUGGAUAAAGACAAAGUGCCUACACCUGCUUCUAAAAAAGCCAGUUCCAAAACUAAACAUUUCUGUUGUAGUGAAUGCUCUACUCCUUUACCAGAUGGUUUUAAAAGGAAAGUCUGUAAUGUUUGCUCUUCCUUGACGCUAGAAAAAUCCAAGCAACAAGAGAUGAAAUCCUUUUUGUCUUGGUUUCAGGAUAAUCUGGCCCAGUCUUUUGAGUCUUUUAAAGAUCCUGCUCACACUACUCCUGUAAAAGCUACUAAACAGAAGUCUAAAAGGAAGAGAACACAGUCUGGUUCAGAACUAUCCUCGGGUGAAUGUUCUUUUUCUUAUUCAGAAUCCUCUAGCAACUCUUCUAUUUUGAGGUUGGAUUUCCUCAUGAGUUGAGAAAAUUUAUUAAAGAGGUUAAUGUUAUCCUUUCUGAUGAAACAUUAGAUAAAUACAAGGGUAAAACACUGCCAGUCCAACAAAAAAUGCUGGAUUUAAUAUUCAGAGAAUGGAAGAACCCUGAAAAAAGGGCUUUUGCCUCCAUACAUUUUAAAAGUAUUGUUAAAAUAGAGGAGGAAGAUAAAUGGGAAGAAUUGCUGGUGGUUGAUGUACAAGUGGCUCAAUUGUCUAAAAAAAACUACCAUACCUAUUGGUGAAGUUUCUGGUCUGAAAGACCCUAUGAAACUUCCAGCAAAAGGGCUUAUCAGGCUGCAGGUUUUCAGGCUAAAGCAGCAUUAGCCGGGACUUCUGUGGUGAGAGCUCAGAAUCUUUGGCUUAACACUUUGGAAGAUGGUCUGGGUGAUAACCAAGACACAGAUCUUUCCCUCCUGUUCUAGAAUUUAAGGUUGUCUAAUGAGUACCUUAUGGAUAUUGUCACAGCUUGGCUCGUGUCAUGGGUUUGACAUCUGUGGCCCGCAGGGCACUGUGGCUCAAAGCCUGGACAGCAGACACUGCAUCAAAAUCUGCCUUAUGUGAACUGCCUUUGGAGAAGAAAAAGUUGUUUGGUUCUCCUUUAGAAGAGUUAAUCCGACCUGUCGGAAACCAAGAAGGCCCUGCCUCAAGACAGGAAAUAUGCCUGGAAACCCAGGUAUAGAAAUUUCCAGUUCAAAAACCGUAGGGGUUUUCAAGAAAAACCCAGGUUUGUUCAUCAACAAAGAAAAAAUCCAAGAUUUGACACACACAAAGACCCUAAGUCUGACAGAAACAAACGUUUCUGACGCCAUCAGAGUGGGCGGAUGGUUGCAAGGUUUUGUUCACAGAUGGAGGGAGACCACUACAAAUCCAUGGAUUCUGAACCUGGUGCAAAAUGGAUACCGAAUAAAAUUCUUAGAUGUUCCAAGACCGUGGUUCCUUGUCUCCUCCUACCGGUUGAAGUUAAAAAACCAAGCUCUUUUUUUCUGCCACGGUCUCCCUAUUAAGAAAAGGUGUGGUUGAAAGGAUUCCAACUUCCCAUGUAUAUCAAGGCGUAUACUCCAGGUUGUUCCUAGUCCCAAAACCGGACAUGUCUUUUUGUCCAAUCUUGGAUAUAAAACCUGAACAAACUCCUUACUUACCAACAUUUCAGAAUGGAGACUAUAGCGUCUGUCACCCAUAUCCUUCGAAAAGGAGAAUUCAUGGCAUCUUUGGAUCUAAAGGAUGCCUACCUGCAUAUUCCUAUGGAUGUGAAAUCAAGAAAAUACUUGAGGUUUGCUAUAAGGAAAGAGGAAAAGGUCCAUCACUUCCAAUUCAAAGCCCUUCCAUUCGGGCUAGCUUCAGCAACCAGGAUUUUUACAAAGGUACUCACACCGGUCACAGCUUUUUUUUUAAGGAUGCAAGGAAUCACAGUAGUACCUUACUUGGACGACUGGUUAAUAAAGGCAGAUUCAAGAAGCGCUCUAGAGUCAGAUGUGGUCUAUAUGCUAGAGAUCCUGGAAGAACAUGGUUGGAUUAUCAACCUAGAAAAAUCACACCUUACCCCUACGAGGUCUAUCCUGUUUCUAGGGUUUUUGAUCAAGUCGGAGUCUCUGUCGGUUCAUCUGACGAGAAAAGAGAAAAAAUAUAAAGAUUUUAAUAAAAAAACCUUCUUCGGAUGUGAGAAUGUUCGGUGAGGAAAGCCAUGCAGGUUUUAGGUCAUCUGACCCCUACAAUUCCGGCAGUAAAAUGGGCCAGAGCGGAAUCAAGGCCCUUACAGUGGGAAAUAUUUGUCCAAUGGUCAAAGAAGGAAGAAGACUUGGCUGCUUUAAUGAAUAUAUCAGAUCAUACAAAAGAAAAGAUCUCUUGGUGGCUAGGGGAAAAAAAUUCAUUACAGAAGGCCUGUCUUUUCGUCAAAAAUCUUGGAUUGUGAUUUCUACAGACGCUCAAAUACAGGUUGGGGAGCUCACCUCCUGUAUCACUUAAGACAAGGUGUUUGGUCGAAAAAGGAAACAAAGGAAUCUUCAAAUUUCAGGGAGUUGUUGGCAGUUCUCUAUGCUCUUCAGCAGUUCAAGGAUAUCAUUAUAGGAAAAGCUGUAAAGAUCCAGUCGGAUAAUCAGACUAUAGUCUCCUACCUAAACAAACAAGGCGGUACAAGAGUAAAAAAAAAUUGUAUUUCCUUUGCUCAUGGAUUAUGUCCUGGGCUCAGUCAUCUAGACGACAUUUCCGCCAUUCACAUUCGAGGAGUAGACAACGUGGUAGCGGACGAUUUUAAGCAGAACGAGUGGUCUCUCAAUACAGAAUUUUUCGCUCAUCUGGUGAAGAGAUUCGAUCUGCCAGUCGUAGACCUUAUGGCAAGAAGAUCAAAUGCAAAAGUAAGAUCGUCUGCCUCCCUAAUCAAGGUAGACAAGCCGCUGGUAAUGGAUGGUCUUUAGACCCGGUGGGAGUUUCCCCUUGCUUACAUUUUUCACCCAGUGAGCCUUGUCCCAAGGAUUCUGCAAAAGGUAAAAUCAGAUCAAGCUCGUAUUCUGGCUAUAAUACCGUACUGGCCAAACCGCAGCUGGUUCACGGUUUUAAAGAAGAUGGCUUUAAAGUACUGGAUUCUCCCAGUAACACCGGAUCUUCUGGAAAACAAGGGAAUUCCAGUAGAAGUAUUGAACAUGUUCAGGUUGACGGCUUGGCUGCUGCACGGCUAAUUCUGCAUAAUAGGGGCAUUAAAGAGAGGUUUCACUUACUGUUAAAUUCUACCAGAAGCUCUACUUCUUCUGUCUACUUAAAAAUUUGGACGAGAUUUCUUCACUGGUGCAAAUCUCAUCAUUGCAUAGGAUCCUCUCCUUCUACUGAUACUAUCCUUCAUUUUUUGCAAGAUGGUGUUGCUCGAGGUUUUAGUCUGUCUACCCUCAAAGUCCAAGUUUCCACUCUGUCAUUUUUUGGUAAAAAAUUGGGCUUCUGAUCCUCUCAUUGGGAGAUUUUUUAUUUUUUUUUAUUUUUUUUUAAAGCUGUUAGACUCGUAAAGCAAAGAAAAUCUGUUUUACCUCUUGGGAUUUGUCUUUAGUUUUGAAAUCUCUGUGUACUGAGCCUUUCGAACCUUUUGAAGAAGCUUCAUUGAAGAAUCUGUCUCUGAAAACAGUGUUUUUGGUGGCCAUUACUUCGGCUAGGGGAUAGGGGAACUCCAGGUCCUUUCUUCCUCUCCUGCCUUUACAAAACUUCUUCCGGAUCAAGUGGUUAUGUACCCUAAGACUUCCUUUCUUCCGAAAGUCAUCUCCUCCAAGGUUAUAAACCAACCUAUUUUUCUUCCUUCCUUUAAUGGUCCAUCUAUGCCAGAUUGGAAAUUUGAUUGGAGCCAACUAGAUGUGGGUAGGUCUCUGAAAAUGUACUUGGACCGUUCCUCUACGUAUAGGAUGACUGAUCAUCUAUUUGUGAAUUUCUUUGGAAAAUUUAAAGGCCAAGUUGCCUCCAAGGCCACUUUAGCUAGAUGGCUGGUGGAUACUAUUAAAUUGGCUUAUUCUUCCUCGUAUCUACCUCUGCCUGCCUCCUUGAAAGCACUUUCUACUAGAGCCAUGGCUGCCUCUUGGGCCGAAAAAGCAUGUGCCUCUCUGGAAGAUAUAUGCAAGACGGCUACCUGGUCUUCUUUCAACACUUUUGUCAAACAUUACAGGCUAGACGUGUUCUCUGACUCUGAUUUUGGGCACAAGGUGUUACCAGCUGUUAUUGCCUAACUUCCCACCCUUAGUAUGGGAUCUCGAUAUAUCCCUAUUGUACUGCCACCAUAUGUCAGGAAAAACUGGAGUUUUACUGACUGUAAAUUCCUUUUUCCUUAAUAUGGUGGCAGUACAUCACUCCCUCCCUUUAUGUAUAUAUAUUAUAUUUGGGUGUUCUAUGGAUUCACUGAGGUGUUCUUGGUACGUACUGAGGUCCCUGGGCUUGUUGGGUCUCUUAUACCUGGUAAGGGGAGGUACUUUUUAUGUUAUUUAUUUCAGAUGUUUGUCCCAAGGGGAAGAGUACAUCCCUAUUGUACUGCCACCAUAUUAAGGAAAAAGGAAUUGAAGGUGAGUAAAAUUACAAUUUUUGGGAGGUAAGAGAGAAUUACAAAUUUAAGGCCUAAAUAUCUUAAAUUGGGGGGGAAAUGUGUUGAAUCAUCUGAUUUUGUCAAUUUUAGCCCAGUAUAAAACAAUCUUGUCAGUUCUCCAAAUUUCCAGUUUUACUGAUCUAGCCUCACAUGCUUCAAAACCAAGCUCUAUUUACCUUUUACAAUUUACACUAUUUAAAAUGUGGAUAUUUUAAAACCCAAACUAUUGGUAGUUUUAAUAAAUUAACUGUAAUUUCCAGCAAUCUCAAAAGCACUUUACUCUGUCAGAGGAUUGAUGGUUUUCCAUGUGUUUAUGUAUCAGCGUAAGAUCUAGAGAGCCUAAAUAUGCACAAGUAGUAUUUUUAGACAAGUGAAGAUUGUUACUGUAAUGUUUGUUUUGUUUAAUUUAGACAAGCUUCAAGAUUUUAAGAACUUUCUUCUCGAGGACCAACAAACUGUAAAACAAAUCGCAGACUUACGACAAAGAGUGGAAAAGUUUGCCAGGGCCUUCCCUAUGCCAGGAUUUGAGGAACGCUAGAUGGAAGAGAUGGUGGAAAGAAAGUUGAAACAAACAAUUUUGCUUGAAUAUGCAUUUUUUGUACAGCCUAGUUAAUUUUAGUUUUCUUUUUUUUGCCCCAUAACUUCUUCUAUUUUCUGCACUUUUCAGUUUGUGACCAACUCCCUUCCACUAUAGGAUUCCUAGCCAAUUGUACCAUACAAGAACCAUUAUAGAACUGAUUGAGUGAACAAGCUAUGACGGUGAUCUCCAUGGUCUUGUCUAGUGACUGUCAAUAAAAGCAAUAAAACAGUCUGGUUUUUUUUUCCCUUUUUUUUUUUCCUUUUUUCUUUUUUUUUUCUUAAAUUGCAUUAAUUGGUGCCAUACCAUAUAUAGUGCAGUUCUAUUUUACCAGUUUACCAUUGUCAAACGUUGAUUCUCUAUGGUUUGCUUUUUCAAUGUUAAAGGGAUACUCUGGG